AUGAAUGGGUAUCUUUCCUGUGCAGGGCUGCUCGCCUGGGCUGCCUUUGGCUUUGGUCAAUCUCUUGCAUCAAACUCCAGCUGCGUUGGUAUCAAUGCAGUGAAGCCCGAUUGCAAACCCGCAGGGCCUCCUUACCACCGAGAUAUCUUCUUCAUUGGAGGCGACGCACAGAACGAUGUCGCCAAAUACCCCCUACGCCUCGGUUCAACAGUAUCCAUUCACGAGAACGGCUUCACUGCCCCUGAGAUUCUCAAUGCGUAUCCUCAGUCGCAGGGCCAUGAUAAGUGGCCAGGAAAUGGAACAAAAGGAGACCCAAUCUUUGACGCCUUUUUCGCCUCAACGGUCCCGUUGACGUCAAACAGCACUUCCCAAGAGCUUUCGAUGCGGGCAGCAGGCUGCAAGCUGCUGUCACUCAUUGGAGAGUCAUUUCUGUUGGGGCAUUCAGCGGGAGCAACUUACUCUGCACUGAUGUCAGACGAGUGUCCCGAGCGUGUGCGGGCGACAAUCAAUUUAGAGCCAGGAAAUAUUCCCUUUCAAAGCCUUAUCGGCAACUCUACAGUACCAUCCGUUGGACGUACUCGCAGUCGGCCUUGGGGGCUGACCAAUACUCGCAUCACAUACGAGCCGCCGGUCGCAAAUGUCACUGAAGACCUAAUCACGGUCGAAGUCGGCCAGGACACGCCGGCACACCGUUCCUGCUUUGUGCAGUCCAACAAUACCGUGGUUCGGUCUCUGCCUCAGAUUGCAAAGGUGCCCUACGUGAUGUUCACCGCUGCCAACUCCCCUCACAUUACAUACGAUCACUGUUUCAUUUCGUAUCUCCAGCAGGCAGGGGUGAAAGACGUCACUUGGGUGAAAUUUGGUGACCUUGGAAUCACGGGUAAUGGUCACUUCUUCUUUCUGGAGGAGAAUAACAUGGAACUCGCCGCGGUCGUAGAGCAAGAGAUGGCGAGCCGAAGCUGA
This is a messenger RNA of Diaporthe amygdali, 963 nucleotides long. RefSeq lists its product as uncharacterized. The coding region runs from base 1 to 963 and encodes 320 amino acids. The record is from RefSeq and is a predicted model, not a curated record. The transcript has 2 exons. Lineage: Eukaryota; Fungi; Ascomycota; Sordariomycetes; Diaporthales; Diaporthaceae.